Molecule: messenger RNA, 630 nt
Organism: Prorocentrum cordatum
Lineage: Eukaryota; Dinophyceae; Prorocentrales; Prorocentraceae
Source: the annotation of a GenBank genome assembly
AUGGCGCUCGCAGUCUUUGGGCGCGGGCUUUUCCUGGAGCCUCUUGCGGAGCUGUUGCCCGCGGUUGAUCUCGCGCGGUUCAGUUCAGCGAGCACUCGUUUCUACGCUCAAGCCGCAGCACGCGCGCGGGCUGGCAUUCGAGCGCAGCAUGGCCUCAUGAUCUUAGAUGGGGGAACGAUGGCAGAAAUGCACACGAUGGACUGCAUGCCCGAGACGCUGAACUUCGACCUGCGCGAGGAGCGCUGGAGGAGAGUGCUAAGCGGCAAUCCUUUGUGCACGACCUAUGUUGGAUCUUACAAGAAUAAGGUGACGCUGGCGCAAAUGGAUUUCAACCUGCGACGCGGCGCCUACCUUAUGACUCUCGAGGGGUGGGGCAACCUGGCACACGGUAUCUUGGACCUCUUCCUGGACGGACGGCGCAUCGGCUCCGUCGACUGGUUCGACGACUACACGCGUGAGCGCAGUCGCUCCAUCGACUUCGACGUGCGGUGGACGGGCGUGCACCAACUGGUGGGGAGGUGCAGCCAGAGCAACGCCGACGAAGACCGGCUGACGCGACACUGGAUCUGUCUGAGCGGCGUGCACCUUCGUGGGAUUGCGGGCACAUGGCGACUAUAUUCUUGGAUUUGA